AUGAUAGGAGAGGAAGUGAUAACAGAAACAUUGUGCCUUGCCACCUCCAGGAUCUCUGUCCUUGACAGAUAAGCCACUCCUGUUGCUAAUUUCAAGCAGAAAAGCAGGAAAUGUGACAGUGUAGUUUUCCGCUUCCAUAAACACGAUGAGUCCCAGAGUUUGCUUUCAGUCCUGUGUGCCUCUGGUCUGAGUCUCCCUCGGACAGAACCCGACACACUAACAGAGAAAGUGAGCAAAGAGGGAGAAAGUAAGAAAACAGGAAAGAGACCAUAUAGAAAACAGAAAGACAGGAAAGCCCAUCGGAAGAAAGGAAAGACAGACAAGAACUGACAGAAGAGAGGGGAGGAGAAAAGAGUAAAAGACAAGCUAAACGGACUCCCAGUCUCCCUUCUUGCCAUGGCUGAGAACAAUACAAAUCUCUUUCUGGACAUAUUGCAGUCCUUUGAUGCUGUCCCUCUGAUUAUAGCCUUCUGUGUGUCCAUGGCUGUGGGUCUCCUUUUGGGUGCCCUGAUUUACGUGACCUUGACAUGGAUGUCCCGGCGCAAGGCAGGUUCUGCAAGAAUCACCCGCCGGCAACCCCGCCACUCGCACACUUCCUCCCGCAACCGCCCGGGAUUUAACCGCAAUAGCAGCUAUGAUCGUCGGAGCAACAACAGUUUAAUAAGCGCUGCUUUCAGCUUUCACCGACAGACUUCUUCCCCAGAUCACCUUGACCCACUGGGCCACAAAUCCAGCUUCAGGGCGUCCACUUUUCACCCUCUCAUCCAGUGCAGCCAAAUUGCAAGAGAGGCUGAGGAAGGAAGCCAGACAACACUGCCUCGUACACCCACACUGACCACAUCAGCUGGAUCAGCUCAAACUGCAACCCAGUCGGCUGCCACUCCACCAAGACCCGAAUCAUUUUGGGGGAACAACGGUCUGAAGGGUUUCAACGCUACACAUACCCCACCUCCAGCUUAUGAGAGCAUCAUUAGGGCCUAUCAGGAAACAUACACCUGAGGAGAUGGAGCACCUAAAUAAAUGAGCCCUGGGAUGUAAAUGGAUUCAUAGAUGAUACUGAUAUCAAUCUAUACUGAUUUAUAUGGCCACAUAAACAAUAUAGAUCAAAUGUCCCAAUCAAGUUGUUGACACUAAGAAACAAAAAAUACAUACUGUAUAUAAUAUUUGCAUCUAUUUGAUUCUUUAAAUAAUCAAUUUUUCUAUAUAAUAUUAAAGAGAAAUAUGAAACUGGAUUGUUAAUAUGAACAUAUUCCUCAUGAAUAUGAGCAGUUUUUAUUUAAAGUUGACUGACUAUUGCAUAUGCACAUGCAAGAUCAUUUUAUUUUAAUUUUAGCAGCAAACAAUGCAUAACUAAGUACCACUGAUGCUGAAGCAUUUCUAGUGGAAGAUGAGAUGUACAGUAUGCUUUGUGUUUACAAGACAUUUAAUAACUAUACAAAAGAAAAAGAAAGACUUUAUAUUUAGACUCUUAAAAAGUAAGAGACUAAUGUGGUUGCUUAAUAUUAAAAAAGAAAUGUUGAAGACUGGGUUAAACUGACCUGAUACUGUUUGUUUGUUUUCUUGUUUGUACUGCCUCACAAGUUUUUUCAGAGCUGAAUUGAGUAGAUGUGUGUGAGAUUUCAAAUAAUUAUGUUUGCUCGAACAGAAUGCAUGAGUUUGAAAGAAAAAGAUUUUGAAAGGCGGGGUGGGGGUUGCUCUUAAGUUAAUGUAAUAAAGCACAAAUUGAACGUUUCCCAUGUAUAUGUGGUGGUUUGUAACAGGUAUAGAGGAUAUCUGCAAGCACAAACUUGUGUUUGAGAACACAACAUUCUGCUGCAAGCGAUGUGUUGCAGUUGGAGCUUUUUCUGUAUAGGGAUAUCAGUGGUUGUGAUGUGAUCAUUCGGAGAGAAAAAGAAAAAACUUAACAUAAAUCCAGUUUUUACAGAUUCAUUAUCAGUAAUUUUUGGUGAGUAUUUGUAUGUUUACUGUAAUGAACGCAUAUAGAAAAUUUAUCCUGAGAGACUACUAUUUGCCAGAGCUGUUGGAAAUUCGAAGACGGUUUAGAUGUGACCUCAAACUAAGACACA
Cololabis saira (Pacific saury) is the source of this 2066-nucleotide messenger RNA. It is a transcript of the gene myct1a, whose product is annotated as myc target 1a. The record is from RefSeq and is a predicted model, not a curated record. NCBI's taxonomy places the organism in Eukaryota, Metazoa, Chordata, Actinopteri, Beloniformes, Belonidae. The transcript has 2 exons. The coding region runs from base 397 to 999 and encodes 200 amino acids. Gene Ontology annotation, cellular component: nucleoplasm.